GCGCUCUCUCUCUCGCGCUCGCUCGCUCUCUCGCGCUCUCUCUCUCGCUCGCUCUCUCUCGGCUCAGCCUCUUUCCCUCCCUCUCCCUCUGUGAGCUAGUUAUUCAUCCACUGUAUGAGUCAGGGAGGGUGGGGAUUCGGAAGACUGCUGUACCAGUCACACUUUGUUAGUUUACUUUCUCGUUCCCUUACCCCAUCUCCUUCUCUCUCCCUUUCUCCCUCUCGCUCCGCUUCUUUCUCUCCCUCUCUCCGCUUUCUCUCUCUUUUUGCUGCCACCCGUCCUCCCUUGUAGUUCGCAGAGAGGCUUUGACGUGCUGCGAAAGUGAAAUCCAGUCUGACGUUUGUUGAUUUAAGGGGACACUUCCUGUCUCAACAAGAUAAUUGGGUCACAGCAAUACAAGACGGCCACUAUGUUUCGGGAGAUACAGGAGAUUGGCUCACAUGCCAUGGACAUCUAUGACUUCCUCUUGGCAGGAAUUGAUCCACGUCUGAAGGAAUAUCCAUUGAUGCAGAGUCCUAUUCCCAUGACCGCGAUACUGCUGUCCUACCUCGUCUUUGUACUGUACCUUGGACCUCGUUUAAUGGCCAAUCGCAAACCAUUCCAGCUCAAGGAAGCUAUGAUAGUGUACAACUUUGUGCUAGUGGGGUUGUCAGUAUUCAUUGUGUAUGAGUUCUUGAUGUCCGGCUGGGCCACAACAUACACAUGGAGAUGUGAUGCAAUCGAUACCUCCGACAGUCCUCAAGCUCUACGAAUGGUUCGAGUGGCCUGGCUGUUCUGGUUCUCCAAGAUCGUUGAGCUGAUGGACACAAUGUUCUUUGUAUUGAGGAAAAAACACGGACAGAUAACCUUCCUGCACAUCUUCCAUCACUCUUUCAUGCCCUGGACCUGGUGGUGGGGAGUCGGCUAUGCUCCUGGUGGAAUGGGAUCUUUCCAUGCCAUGGUAAAUUCCUCCGUCCAUGUCAUCAUGUAUUUCUACUACGGCCUCGCUGCUGCUGGACCACAAUUCCAGAAGUUUUUGUGGUGGAAGAAAUACAUGACUGCCAUUCAGCUGACCCAGUUCGUCCUGGUAUCUGUCCAUGCCACCCAGUAUUACUUUAUGGACAGCUGCGACUACCAGUUCCCGAUGAUCAUCCACCUCAUCUGGAUGUACGGAACCUUCUUUUUCAUCCUCUUCUCCAACUUCUGGAUCCAGGCUUACGUCAAGGGUAAGCGGUUGCCAAAGCAGGACGUUAAGCAGUGUCAGAACGGCACAGAGGCUUAUACAAAUGGCACAGCAGCGCACACGACUGGCAAAUGCCACAAGAAUGGCACCAGCAACGGCAUCAGCAGCACCAGCAACGGCUCCACUCACCACGAGAACGGCAGCACUCACAUGGGCAAGAUGAAGAAGGCUUAGGAACUGUUGAAGGAAACACCCAAGAAGUAUGACCCAGUGAACCUGUUAAAACUAGUACGGAUUCCAAAGAAAAUUUUGGCUGUUUCUUUUAUGUUUUUAGUUUUUUUAUGCAAAACAUGGGAGAACAACGUGGUUGAUGAUUUCCACAGCCGGGGUCCUCCAUUUGGUUUGGUUUUUUUUGCAUUGGUGAACCAUCACAAUGAAUGAAGAGAAGAUGUUUUGACCUAAAUGUUCUUCACUGAUGUUGCAAACAACCUCCUAGUUUAAUUUCACCCUGGUGGCCUUUUCACCCCACUUCUCUUCACCGUUUGUGACCCUCACUGACCCCACUGUGGACAGAUGACUGUACAGUUUCUAUUAAACUUGAAAGUACAUUUUGUAAAUAGUUUCACAGCAACCAACAAAAAUAACUAAUUGUAUCAAUAUGCUUUAGACUUUCUAAAUUUUGUUACGUUGUGUAUUUAAAAAUAAAAUGCCAAUAAAUUCAACUUUAAAUUAUCUUUA
Messenger RNA from Mugil cephalus (flathead mullet), 1900 nucleotides. RefSeq names its product ELOVL fatty acid elongase 1b (gene elovl1b). The transcript has 8 exons. Gene Ontology annotation, biological process: fatty acid elongation, polyunsaturated fatty acid; fatty acid elongation, monounsaturated fatty acid; fatty acid elongation, saturated fatty acid. Bases 410 to 1396 code for a protein of 328 amino acids. Gene Ontology annotation, cellular component: endoplasmic reticulum membrane; endoplasmic reticulum. NCBI's taxonomy places the organism in Eukaryota, Metazoa, Chordata, Actinopteri, Mugiliformes, Mugilidae. Gene Ontology annotation, molecular function: fatty acid elongase activity. The record is from RefSeq and is a predicted model, not a curated record.